AUGCAUGAAUGUAAAUGCUCAAAGAAGCAUGUCAAAUUCGGUUUUGUUCCAGGUGUGUCUGAUGUUUAUUCAGAUGAAACACUGAUAUCAGUGAUGGAGGGAGAUUCUGUCAUGUUAAACACUGAUGUUACUGAAAUACAGAGAAAUGAUCUACUGUGGAUGUUUAGAUUUAACAGUUCAGAGACUCGUAUCGCUAAAAUCUAUAAACAGAUUGUCUCUGUGCAUGAUAAUAAAGAGAAUAAUGAGAGAUUCAGAGGCAGACUAAAGAUAGAUGAGCAGACAGGAUCUCUGACCAUCACCAACAUCAACAAAUUACACUCUGGACUUUAUAAACUACAGAUCAUCAGUGGAGAUGUCAAACACAAGAGCUUCAGUGUCGCUGUCUAUGCUCUUCUUACUGUUCCAGUCAUCAGUGAUUUUCCUCAAAGCCCUUCAGUAUCAGAAAGAUCAUCAAUGUCCAGAUGUUCACUGCUGUGUUCAGCUGUGAAUGUGAGUGCUGUGUCUCUCUCCUGGUACAAAGGAAACAGUUUAUUGUCCAGCAUCAGUGUGCCUGAUCUCUCUCUACCUCUGGAGCUUGAGUGUCUGGAUGAUUCCUACAGUUGUGUUGUUGCUUAUUCAUUCAUCAACCGAACCACACACCUCAACAACACUGAUCUCUGUCAGACAUGUUCAGAUGAGAAAAGUCUGUCAGAAUACACACAGAUCAUCUACCGUCUGCAGAUCACUGAUCAUCACCCAGAAUACACCACAACUCUUCAGGACUGA
Molecule: messenger RNA, 765 nt
Organism: Carassius carassius (crucian carp)
Lineage: Eukaryota; Metazoa; Chordata; Actinopteri; Cypriniformes; Cyprinidae
Exons: 3
Coding region: 1-765 (254 amino acids)
Source: RefSeq, a predicted model, not a curated record